AGUUUACUCAAACUGGCCUCACACACACUCUCUCUCUCUCUCUCUCUCAAGCUUCGAAUCUCAGAAGAGUGCUUUUAAGGCUUACCAAUGUUGACAACUCAGAGGAUCACGCCUCCUCCUCUACAGCUCAGCUCUCCGGCAAUGCGAGAUUAGGUUAACUUUCGCGCUCUCAAUUUCAGUAGCUUCAGCUCAGCAGCGGCGAUGGAGCGCCGACCGGCGGCGUCGUUUUUAAUUGAGCUCGCGGUUGUCGCAGCGGUGAUGCUCAAUUCGUGUGCCGCGGUUGGUGGAACUACUGAUCCUAGCGACGCUCAAGGGCUCCAAGUUCUCUACACUUCAUUGAAUAGUUCUUCACAGCUAACAGGCUGGAAAUCAAGUGGUGGUGAUCCUUGUGGAGAAUCAUGGAAGGGGAUUACCUGUCAAGGAUCUUCUGUCGUCUCUAUCCAGAUAUCUGGAUUGGGACUGACUGGAACAAUGGGAUACUUGCUCAACAACCUUGUGUCACUCAAGACAUUGGAUUUGAGUAACAAUAAUAUUCAUGAUUCGAUUCCGUAUCAGUUGCCUCCCAACCUGACGAGCUUAAACCUUGCAGCAAAUAAUUUGAGUGGAAAUAUUCCGUAUUCCAUAUCUACCAUGGGCUCACUUAAUUAUGUGAACGUCAGCCGAAACGUAUUGUCUCAGGCAGUUGGAGAUAUGUUUGCGAAUCAUUCUGAUCUAGCAACUUUGGAUAUAUCCUUCAACAACUUCACUGGUGAUCUACCACUUUCAUUUGCCUCACUGACUAAUCUUUCAACACUCCAAGUACAAAGCAACCAAUUAACAGGUUCUCUCAACACCCUUGUCGAUUUGCCUUUGACAAAUUUAAAUGUUGCAAACAACCAUUUUAGUGGGUGGAUACCACAAGAGCUAAUUUCUAUCCCCAAUUUUGUAUAUGAUGGAAACACAUUUGCAAAUGGCCCCGCUCCCCCACCACCACCAUAUACCUCACCUCCUCCCGGUAGAUCUCGCAACAACAGUAGGAAAGCUCCUCCAUCUGGUCAUACACCUCAAUCCAAUACUCCAAACAAGUCUCAUGAUGAAAGCAAGAAUGGGUCAAAAGUUGGACUUAUAGUAGGCAUAGUUCUGGGAUCUUUGUUUGCUGUAGGCUUCUUUCUGCUUGCACUGUUUCUUUGCUUUAGAUGGGGAAACAAGAAGGAAAUUGCAGCACGUCCCUCGACAGGAAGUCUUCCUCUCAGUGGUCAUAAAGUGAAUGUUGUAGAGAUGCAAGAGCAAAGGUCAAUGCCCACAGCUACUGCAUCUGAUCUAAAGCCCCCACCAGCUGAAAGUGUUCCAGUCGAAAGGUUGCAAGGGAAAAAUGGAUCUUUGAAAAGAGUGCAGUAUCCUAUAACUGCUACUUCUUAUACAAUUGCUGCUCUUCAGACAGCAACUAAUAGCUUCAGUCAAGAGAAUUUGGUUGGUGAAGGUUCUCUGGGUCGCGUUUAUAGAGCUGAAUUCCCCAAUGGAAAGAUAAUGGCCAUCAAAAAAGUCGACCAUGCAGCACUGUCACUGCAGGAAGAAGAUAAUUUCCUUGAGGCCGUCUCAAAUAUGUCACGUCUGAGGCAUCCAAAUAUUGUAGCACUGGCUGGUUUCUGUGCUGAGCAUGGGCAACGCCUUCUUGUCCACGAUUAUAUAGGAAAUGGUAGCUUACAUGAUAUGCUGCACUUUGCGGAUGAGAGAAGCAAGAUGCUGACAUGGAAUGCACGGGUUAGGGUGGCACUUGGCACUGCUCGAGCUUUGGAGUACUUGCAUGAAGUGUGCUUGCCUUCCGUCGUCCAUAGAAACUUAAAGGCGGCGAACAUAUUACUUGAUGAGGAUUUCAACCCACAUCUUUCAGACUCCGGGUUGGCCUCGCUGGCACCAAACACAGAACGGCAGGUUUCUUCAACCCAAAUGAUUGGCUCAUUUGGUUACAGUGCACCUGAAUUUGCCUUGUCCGGAAUAUACACUUUAAAGAGUGACGUAUACAGCUUUGGUGUGGUUAUGCUGGAGCUUCUGACAGGACGCAAACCUCUUGAUAGUUCACGAGUAAGAUCAGAGCAGUCACUUGUUAGAUGGGCGACUCCUCAACUCCAUGAUAUCGAUGCUCUAGCAAAGAUGGUCGACCCGUCCCUAAAUGGAAUGUAUCCAGCAAAGUCUUUGAGCCGUUUCGCUGACAUCAUAGCACUGUGUGUCCAGCCCGAGCCAGAAUUCCGACCCCCAAUGUCGGAAGUUGUGCAGGCACUGGUCAGAUUGAUGCAAAGAGCAAGCAUCGUGACCAGGCGGCCGAGCGAAGAUACUGGUUUUGCGUUCAAGAGCACUGCAGACCAUGAGGCAAAUGACGUGUUAUAGCAGGUAUCAAUAAUCAUCAUCAAUAGCUGAACUCACAUCCUUUGCAAUUUUGUACGCAAUUGUACGAGGGCGAAUAUGCAGGCGGGUUUAAAGCUAAGGGGAAAGGAAAGAAGAAGGAAGCUUGAUAACUGGAAAAACAUAAAAUGCAGAUAAAUGUAAUUAAGAUGCACAGAGUAACUUAUUUAUACAUUAUCAUUGAGGUAUCUAUUAUUCCAUGCCAAUUGUCUUGUUUAUUUUCCAUUUGCAAACUAUUUCAUUUUUCACUUUUAAAGAGGAUCAAUAUUUAUUAUUA
Molecule: messenger RNA, 2656 nt
Organism: Salvia hispanica
Lineage: Eukaryota; Viridiplantae; Streptophyta; Magnoliopsida; Lamiales; Lamiaceae
Gene: SRF8
Product: STRUBBELIG-receptor family 8
Biological process (GO): protein phosphorylation
Molecular function (GO): ATP binding; protein kinase activity; protein binding
Source: RefSeq, a predicted model, not a curated record